UGGAGUGUAGGACUCCAUUUUUUUUGCUCUUGUUUUACGAAUAUUUUUAGAAAUAUUUGAAAAGAAGAAAAGUUAUAAUUUGAAUAGUUGAAAAUCUGAAAAGGAUGCCAUCGACUGAAGAGUUGAAGCUGGCAUGUCUAUCUGUAGAUCAAAGGAAUUUGAUACCUGACUUGACCGACAAUAGAAGCGUUUGUUCCCAAGAGCAAGCAGGCUCGCAUCAUAGUACAUGUUUAAAUUCAUUUUGCACGUCCAGUGCUUCAAGUCGGCUAAUUUCAAACAGCUGAAUUGAAAUGAUGACUAAAGUUUUAAAUGACGAAUAAAGAAUUAAUUGGCCUCAUAAAAUUUCAUUAUUGCUAGAUAUUGUUCAGCGUUUUGACAGCAACGUCCUCGCACCCUUUUUACCACCCAAAUAUAAAUAUGUUGUAUCCGUAGGGUUGUCAGAGCUCCAAAUUCGCCUUUACCUUUAUUGUCUGGAAAAUCACACUAAAGGAGGGUGCAUCCAGCCCUACGGAAAUCAAGGUGAAAGUGCUGGAUUGUUCAGCGACUUUCAGCAGCUUGGCCGAGUUUGGACUCAUCCAAAGGCUUUGCUUUUAGCGCGUAACCGUCCGGAUUCAAGGAGCUCAACUCGACAUGCCGUAUCAAAAAUUCCCACAGGCGGUGAAGGAAAAGCAAAAAAAAAAUGUCAAGGACGACGAUGACGACGAUUACCUCAUGAGGACCGAGGAACCAAUGCUCGGCGAGGAUGCGUGUAUGCAAGACUCGGUUGACCAAGCUUUAACGCCGUCUAGCAGGUGGUCAGACUUAAUCUCAGAAAACGAAAUUAACAACAUAGAACAUAGUGGAAAAUUUGUUUUGCUGAUGGAUUUUCUUCGGGUGUGCGAGCCGAUAGGCUAUAAAUUAUUGGUCUUCAGCCAGUCGCUCACAAACCUAGAUCUGAUUGAAGAGUUUCUUGCAAUUGAAAAUUCAAAAAAUCAGUUAAGAAGCACUAACGACACCGAUCAGAAGAUUAUUGGUGGCACAUGGAAUAUUAAUACCGAUUUUUUUCGACUGGAUGGCUCGGCGUCUUACGAACAGCGUCUUAACUCGUGCCGAGCGUUCAAUGACGCUCAGAAUCCCCGUUCGCGUUUGUUUAUAAUCUCAACUAGGGCUGGCGGUAUAGGCAUAAAUUUGGUAGGAGCCAAUCGCGCCAUUAUUUUUGAUGCGUCAUGGAACCCUUCGCACGAUCUGCAAAGUGUCUUCCGAGUUUACCGUUUGGGACAAAAGAAGCCGUGUUACAUUUAUCGCUUCGUAGCUCAGGGAACUAUGGAAGAAAAAAUCUAUUAUCGUCAGGUAGCCAAACUUUCACUGUCAAGGCGUAUUGUUGAUGAAGAAAAAAUCGAUCGUUACUUCGGCUCAAACGAUUUGUCUGACCUCUAUACAUUUAAUGCCGAUGGCCAGUUAUCGUUACCGGCUAUAAUUCGAGAGCGUGAGGACUCUUCUCUUCUUGACGACAACCUACUAGCUGGAGUCGCAGUUCGAAAGAAAAAGUGGGUUGGUGGGUACCAAGCACACGAUUCUUUACUUCAAAAUCGCCCUGAAGAACAUCUCGAAGAUAGUGAGCAGCAAGUCAUAUGGAAAAUAUUUCAAACAGAAAAAGAAAAAGAAACUUCAUUGACGCUUGCAAGCUCGCAAACAACUCUUUGAAGAAGUUGGUUUUUUUAGAACCUGAGAAGGGUGUGGGGAAGUGAUCACUGCCAUAUUACGCAUUUCCUUAUUGUAUCUACGUCGCAUCGCAAGCAUCAAUCAUUUCUAAUCCAGCGGGUAAUGUAACAUGUUUGCGUAAUUAGUGUCUACGAAAAUUAAGUACAAUUUAAUGGAACUGUUGUAUUCAAGAAAAGCACGAGACCAUCAGCACGAAGAGAAGCACUAGGCCAUGAAAGUACUAAACAAACACGUAGCGUACAUCCUAUCAUAUAGUUCAUACAAAUGUGAAAACGACUGGUGGGAGGGUGUUAAAUGAGCUCGUUUAUUUGAACACCUGUUAACACACCUGAGUAAGCGCCCCAGAAUCCUAUCGACCCAAAAUUCGUUUUUGUCAUUGCAGGUUUUAACCUGUACGACACUUUGUGUUUAAUGGUAUUGCGUUGGAAUUGUGGCAGUUGGAAUUAGUACAAUUUUACUGUCGCUUGGUUUGGUGCUCAUCAAAAUGAGGUCUAGUUACGUUUUUCUUUUAAUAGUGGUAGUGGGUACUACAAUCGCUUCCUCCGAAUUCAAGCCAAAUCCUGAUGUAGACGAAUGUUGGGAACGUUUUAAGGUAAGAUUUCGAAAAACGUAUGCUAGUGAUGCUGAAGAACUGAAAAGACGGGAAAUUUGGGAGAAGAACAUCGCUAACAUCGACAAACACAAUGAAGAGUACAAGGAAGGCAAACAUUCCUACACGCUUGCAGAGAACAAAUACGCUGACAUGACAAAGGAGGAAUGGAAAAAUCAUUUCAAGGG
Daphnia carinata is the source of this 2478-nucleotide messenger RNA. RefSeq names its product transcriptional regulator ATRX homolog. Lineage: Eukaryota; Metazoa; Arthropoda; Branchiopoda; Diplostraca; Daphniidae. Bases 631 to 1683 code for a protein of 350 amino acids. Gene Ontology annotation, molecular function: ATP hydrolysis activity. The transcript has 8 exons. The record is from RefSeq and is a predicted model, not a curated record. Gene Ontology annotation, cellular component: nucleus.